AUGGGCGUCGCUUCCUUCCUGCCGACCGACCUGUUGCAGCGGCGGGUGAACAGAGAAGAGAAGAGAAGAGAGGGAGUCCACGGGCUGGGGCAGCGGGGAGAGGAGAGAGAGAGCAGAGAGAGAGGGGCGACUCGGGGCCACUGUGGGGAGCGACGACAGCAGAUUGACAUCGCUCCUCCAAUGUCUUCGAUGAUGGAGCUCCUGGAAAGGUGUGAUGAUUCGCAGCUGCUGGAUUUGACAAAUCAUUACCGCCAGAGGCUGGAAGAGGCGAUUCAAGAGGCGUUGGAGAAUGUCGUCUUCGUUCUAGCAUACGAGAGAUAUUUCAGUGAGCAAGAGUACAAGGUAGGGAGAGGAUUGGAUGAGUGGGUAACUUCAGCCGAUACUGAAAUGUUUUCCUGCACAAAUAUUGUGGGCCGAAGGGUCCAUUCUUGUGCUGUGCUGCUCUCUGUAAUUACAACUCAGUACGGCGCAGUCACAAAGAAUAUCCCGCACAGCAGUGGUGAUCCACAAACUGGAGGGUGCAGGCUUGAGGGGAGAUGGGUGAAAUGUAGGUGGGAUCUGGGGACAACAGGUUUACUUGGAGAGCAGCCCAUAUCUGGAACACAAUGCCAGAGGAAGCUGGAAAAGCGGAUAACAUUAGGGAUUUCAAAGUACAUUCAGACUGAUGAGUGGAUAGGAGGGGCUUACGGGGCUAUGGGCCAAAUGCAGGCAAAUGGCCCUGACUUACAAUUGCAACAUGGUUGGCAUGGACAAUGUGGGCUGAAUGGCCUGUCUCCCUGUGUAUACUGCGAUAUCACUCUACCACUUAAGGCACUGUGACUCCAGUAAAUCCAUCGCCAAGGUUGGCCGAGGGUUCUGUUUCCGUGUUGUACAGCUCUAUAACUACUUGUCCCCACGGCUCUUCACAGCAAGUCAUCAAACGCACAAAGAGAGGAAGCCGUGCGGCCGGUUCCACACUUCUCCUCAACCUGGUGACUGAGAAAGAGCCGCAGGUCCGUAAACUGAUAUGGAAAUGCUUCGUGAAAAUGCAACACCUGCUCCCCAAACUGGAGGAGUUGCUGAAAGCAGUGGGGGAAGAAGGUACAGGACAUGUUUCUACAGAGAAUUUGUCCUUUUUGUCAAAAUGCAACUCAAACUCAUUCCAUGAAAUUAUUCCAACAGGUUCUGAUCUGAUCGAAUCGUUCAAAGCCAUGAAGGUUUCCUUGGAACUACCUGCUCAUCUGAAAGGUAUUCAAUUGCAUGUUUUGGCCAACUGCGGAUACGCUGUCCAUCGAUCAGCCCUUCCUAUUUAUCCCAUCUUUAUAUCCACUCCUUGCAGACUAGGGACAAUUUACAGAUGUCCAAUUAAUCAACAUCUUUGCGAUGAGGGAGGAAUGUAAAGGACUCGGAAAUAACCCUCGCGGUUACAGGGAGAAUUCCAUUUCAAGCCGAGUGCAGGCCACAAAUCCAAUUGCAUAGCAUUUCAAGCAGAGCGCAGGCCAGCAAAUCUAAUUGCAUAUCAUUUCAAGCAGAGUGAAGGCCAGCAAAUCCAAUUUCAUAGCAUUUCAUGCAGAGUGCAGGCCAGCAAAUACAUUUCAUAGCAUUUCAACCUCCUAACAAAUCAUUUAUUCCAAGUACAUUACAGACUCACAGUUCAGUUGAUUCACAGCUUAGAAUCACAGUCAUGGACUCUCCCUUGCGAUCUUCCAUCGUGACUGACUCAAGUCCAGGCAUCCUGGGUUUUAUAAUAAAUAAUAAUAAUAAUAAUUUUAUUUAUAGAGCACUUUAAAAACAAUCAUAGUUGCAACAAAGUGCUGUACAUCACUAAUCAUUGACAAAAAAGUGAAUACACACCAAUAAUAACAAUCAAAAGAAAUAGUAGGAAAAGACA
This is a messenger RNA of Leucoraja erinaceus (little skate), 1870 nucleotides long. RefSeq lists its product as uncharacterized. NCBI's taxonomy places the organism in Eukaryota, Metazoa, Chordata, Chondrichthyes, Rajiformes, Rajidae. The coding region runs from base 1 to 819 and encodes 272 amino acids. The record is from RefSeq and is a predicted model, not a curated record. The transcript has 2 exons.